Molecule: messenger RNA, 672 nt
Organism: Pseudozyma flocculosa PF-1
Lineage: Eukaryota; Fungi; Basidiomycota; Ustilaginomycetes; Ustilaginales; Ustilaginaceae
Exons: 2
Coding region: 1-672 (223 amino acids)
Source: RefSeq, a predicted model, not a curated record
AUGAACAUCAAGCUCCUCUUUAGCAUCACGAUCCUUUCGCUGUGCCUUCACCACAGCUUCGCCGCGCCCACCGGCACCGGCAAGGACCUCCGGGAGGUCGAGGUGGGACCCUUUGACCGGGUGGACGAGUCGCACUCCCUCCUUGAGCUCGAGAACGAGCUGCGUCGCGACGACGACGAAGAGGCCGAGUCCGCCGCCAAGCACGGCCGUGACGAGGCUGGCAAGGAGGCUGCGCGCCACGAGAUCCAUCGCCACCUCGACGUCGAUGGCUCCACAAAGGACGAAGACGAGGGCCAGCUCCGUCCUGCCAAAGGUCCGACCGGCGACUUGUCGGCCUUUGAAGCCAAUGCGCUGCUCGAGUUUGCGCCGCACCAGCUGCGGAAGCGGGUGCUCACCGGCGACAUGCUCACGGAGCUACACAACAUCCUGGACAGUUCGCUGCGCCACAUCAACUCUGGCACCUUCAACGAGGCCCACGUCCAGGCCCUUCAGGAGGGACGAUGGCUUCUCCGCAACCAUGCUACCCUGACCAACGCCGAGAGGGACGAACGCCUGGAAGGCGUUCGGCAGCUCCUCGCCAUCCUCGAUCGUCAGAGCGGUUCCGGCCAGGCAACGACUCGCCAGGCUGGAUCGGGCUCCCGCCGAGGAUCGCGUCGCGGGCGCAGAGACUGA